This is a messenger RNA of Aspergillus campestris IBT 28561, 1628 nucleotides long. Its product is annotated as casein kinase 1 family protein. Gene Ontology annotation, biological process: peptidyl-serine phosphorylation; signal transduction; endocytosis. Gene Ontology annotation, molecular function: ATP binding; protein serine/threonine kinase activity. The record is from RefSeq and is a predicted model, not a curated record. NCBI's taxonomy places the organism in Eukaryota, Fungi, Ascomycota, Eurotiomycetes, Eurotiales, Aspergillaceae. The transcript is spliced from 5 exons. Gene Ontology annotation, cellular component: nucleus; cytoplasm. The coding region runs from base 251 to 1372 and encodes 373 amino acids.
UCGACUUACGCGCCGGUGUUUGACCGUUGAUACCUUGCUCUCUUCAUUUCUUUUCUGUCUUUCUUUUCCUUUAUUUAUUAUCGUUUUUCUGGAGGGCUCUUCAUCCUCCCUUCCUCUCUGUUUCCCUCAUCCAGUCUGGAUCGGUUGACCUCGGGAUUUGAAAUCGUGAUUCAGUGCUGACUGGCUUGGCUGAACAGUUUCUUGAUCAUCAUACAGUCACAGCUGUUCGCUGUGCGUCCAUUCGAUCAACAUGACCACCAUGGAUUUGCGUGUCGGUAACAAGUACCGUAUCGGCCGUAAGAUUGGCAGUGGUAGCUUUGGUGAUAUCUACCUGGGCACCAACAUCAUCUCCGGUGAGGAAAUCGCCAUCAAGCUCGAGAGCGUCAAGGCCAAGCACCCCCAGCUCGAGUAUGAGGCCCGUGUCUACAAGUCCCUCGCCGGUGGCGUGGGUAUCCCCUUUGUCCGCUGGUUCGGCACCGAGUGCGACUACAACGCCAUGGUCAUCGAUCUCCUCGGUCCCUCGCUGGAGGAUCUCUUCAACUUCUGCAACCGCAAAUUCUCCCUCAAGACCGUCCUGCUCCUGGCCGACCAGCUCAUCUCCCGUAUCGAGUACAUCCACGCCAAGUCCUUCAUCCACCGUGAUAUCAAGCCCGACAACUUCCUCAUGGGCAUCGGCAAGCGUGGCAACCAGGUCAACGUCAUCGAUUUCGGCCUGGCCAAGAAGUACCGCGACCCCAAGACGCACUUCCACAUCCCCUACCGCGAGAACAAGAACCUCACCGGUACCGCCCGUUACGCCAGUAUCAACACCCACUUGGGCGUCGAGCAGUCUCGCCGUGAUGACAUGGAGUCCCUGGGCUACGUGAUGCUCUACUUCUGCCGCGGUACCCUCCCCUGGCAGGGUCUCAAGGCUGCCACCAAGAAGCAGAAGUACGACCGUAUCAUGGAGAAGAAGAUGACCACCCCCACCGAGGUCCUCUGCCGCGGUUUCCCCAACGAGUUCUCCAUCUACCUCAACUACACCCGCUCCCUGCGCUUCGACGACAAGCCCGACUACUCCUACCUCCGCAAGAUCUUCCGCGAUCUCUUCGUCCGCGAGUCCUUCCAGUACGACUACGUCUUCGACUGGACCGUCUACAAGUACCAGAAGAACGCGGCCAUGAUCGUCGAUGCCAACAAGAAGGACAAGGAGGUCGAAGAGCAGCAGCGUCGCCAGGGCGUCGCCCCCAACGCCAUGGGCGUCCCCGGGGCCGCCGUCAAGCCCGGCGCCAUGUCCAGCCAGCGCCGCAAGGUCGUCGACCGUGGCGCCCUCGAUAACACCCCCGACACCAACCGUGCUGUGGGAGGGAGUGACCGGAUUCUUCGGCGUUAGGUUGCGUUCUGCUUCCAAGGUUGCUUCAGGUGCUUAUCCGCCUACCGGUAGCCGUGCGAAGCGGGAUGACGGGUACGGUGCUCAAUGGUACUGAACGUGUUCUGUUCGGCUGCGAUAGGGGGAACCCUCAUUCCUCAUUCGACUGGCCCACCUUUUAUUUCGCCGCCUGCAGCAAACCUUUUCGGACAUUUAUCCUUGCCUUGGGUCUUUCCCUUCCCUUUUCCUUUUGAUGUUCUUUUCACUUUCCUUGUUUCCU